Messenger RNA from Sciurus carolinensis (gray squirrel), 5083 nucleotides. It is a transcript of the gene Epas1, whose product is annotated as endothelial PAS domain protein 1. The coding region runs from base 347 to 2941 and encodes 864 amino acids. NCBI's taxonomy places the organism in Eukaryota, Metazoa, Chordata, Mammalia, Rodentia, Sciuridae. Gene Ontology annotation, molecular function: DNA-binding transcription factor activity, RNA polymerase II-specific; RNA polymerase II transcription regulatory region sequence-specific DNA binding; protein dimerization activity. The transcript is spliced from 16 exons. The record is from RefSeq and is a predicted model, not a curated record. Gene Ontology annotation, biological process: cellular response to hypoxia; regulation of transcription by RNA polymerase II. Gene Ontology annotation, cellular component: cytoplasm; nucleus; transcription regulator complex.
UUUUUAAACUCAGAAAAGUGCCUCUUGUUCAAGGGGAAAAGGAACUUUGAUUCUCUUCUCGUUGCUCUCUUUUUGAGUCUGACAACCUCCUCCCACUCCUUUCGCUGACUCCGCCUCCUCGUGCAGGUUCCUCCCUGUCACCUCUCUCCACCCCUCCCCCGCACCUAGCCAGACGCCCGCAAACUUCCACCUGACUGUGCGGGACGCUUGGACCUGCGAGCACCAAGGACCUUUCAUACCCGCCCUGGUCUCAGGAAGCGAACGAGGACCGCCGGGAAGGCAGUGGUUACAGCCCCUUCCAACCGGGAAGCCCAGGUGCUCGACGUCUCGAAGAGCCAUAGCCACAAUGACAGCUGACAAGGAGAAGAAAAGGAGCAGCUCGGAGAGGAGAAAGGAGAAGUCCCGGGAUGCUGCGAGGUGCCGGCGCAGCAAGGAGACAGAGGUCUUCUACGAGCUGGCCCACGAGCUGCCCCUGCCCCACAGCGUGAGCUCCCACCUGGACAAGGCCUCCAUCAUGCGCCUGGCCAUCAGCUUCCUGAGAACACACAAGCUCCUGUCCUCAGUUUGCUCUGAAAAUGAAUCUGAAGCUGAGGCUGACCAGCAGAUGGAUAAUUUGUACCUGAAAGCCUUGGAGGGCUUCAUUGCUGUAGUGACCCAAGAUGGCGACAUGAUCUUUCUAUCCGAAAACAUCAGCAAGUUCAUGGGACUCACCCAGGUAGAGCUAACAGGACACAGCAUCUUUGACUUUACUCAUCCCUGUGACCAUGAGGAGAUUCGUGAGAACCUGACUCUGAAAACUGGUUCUGGUUUUGGGAAGAAAAGCAAAGACAUGUCCACAGAGCGGGACUUCUUCAUGAGGAUGAAGUGCACAGUCACCAACCGAGGACGAACUGUCAACCUCAAGUCAGCCACCUGGAAGGUCUUGCACUGCACUGGCCAGGUGAAAGUCUACAACAACUGUCCUCCUCACAGUAGUCUCUGCGGCUACAAGGAGCCUCUGCUGUCCUGCCUCAUUGUCAUGUGUGAACCCAUCCAGCACCCAUCCCACAUGGACAUCCCCUUGGACAGCAAGACCUUCCUAAGCCGCCACAGCAUGGACAUGAAGUUCACCUACUGUGAUGACAGAAUCACAGAACUGAUUGGUUACCACCCAGAGGAGCUGCUGGGCCGCUCAGCCUACGAAUUCUACCAUGCACUGGACUCAGAGAACAUGACCAAAAGUCACCAGAACUUGUGCACCAAGGGACAGGUGGUGAGUGGCCAGUACCGAAUGCUCGCGAAGCACGGGGGCUACGUGUGGCUAGAGACGCAGGGGACGGUCAUCUACAACCCUCGCAACCUGCAGCCCCAGUGCAUCAUGUGUGUCAACUACGUCCUGAGUGAGAUUGAGAAGAACGACGUGGUUUUCUCCAUGGACCAGACUGAAUCCCUGUUCAAGCCUCACCUGAUGGCCAUGAACGGCAUCUUUGACAAUAGUGCCAAGGUGGCUGUGUCUGAGAAGAGUAACUUCCUGUUCACCAAGCUGAAGGAGGAGCCCGAAGAGCUGGCGCAGCUGGCCCCCACCCCGGGAGACACCAUCAUCUCUCUGGAUUUCGGGAACCAGAACCCUGAGGAGUCCUCCUUUGGAAAGGCCGUCCUGCCCCCAGGCCAGCCGUGGGCUGCAGAGCUGAGGAGCCGGGGUACCCAGAAUGAAGCUGGAAGUCUGCCUGCCUUCACGGUGCCCCAGGUGGCUGCCCUGGGCAGCAGCACCCCCAGCGCCACCAGCAGUAGCAGCAGCUGCUCCACGCCCAGCAGCCCUGGCGACUAUUACACAUCUCUGGGGGAUGACCUGAAGAUUGAAAUGAUUGAGAAGCUCUUUGCCAUGGACACAGAGGCAAAGGACCAGUGCAGUACCCAGACGGACUUUAAUGAGCUGGACCUGGAGACUCUGGCGCCCUAUAUCCCUAUGGAUGGGGAGGACUUCCAGCUAAGCCCCAUCUGCCCCGAGGAACCGUGCUUGCCAGAGAGCCCACAGCCCACCCCACAGCACUGCUUCAGUACCAUGACCAGCAUCUUCCAGCCACUAGCCCCUGUGGCCUCUCACAGCCCCUUCCUCCUGGACAAGUACCAGCAGCAACUGGAGAACAAGAAGACAGAGCCCGAGCACCGGCCCAUGUCCUCCAUCUUCUUUGAUGCUGGGAGCAAGGGGUCCCUGCCACCGUGCUGUGGCCAGGCUAGCACCCCUCUCUCUUCCAUGGGGGGCAGAUCCAACACACAGUGGCCCCCAGAUCCACCAUUACAUUUUGGGCCCACAAAGUGGCACACUGAGUCCUUGGGGGCAUCACCGUUGGGGCCCCCCAUCGCCUCGCCCCAAGUCUCCUUGUUCAAGAUGAGGUCUGCAAAGGGCUUCGGGCCUCGUGGCCCAGACGUGAUGAGCCCCGCCAUGAUAGCCCUCUCCAACAAGCUCAAGCUGAAGCGACAGCUGGAGUGUGAGGAGCAAGCCUUCCAGGACACGAGCGGGGGGGAUCCUCCAGGCGGCAGCAAUUCCCAUUUGAUGUGGAAACGCAUGAAGAACCUCAGGGGUGGGAACUGCCCCUUGAUGCCUGACAAACCCCUGAGUUCAAGUGGCCCCACUGAUGAGUUCACCCAAAACCCCAUGAGGGGCCUGGGCCAGCCCCUGAGACACCUGCCGCCACCGCAGCCGCCAUCUGCAAUGAGCCCCAGGGAGAACACCAAGAGUGGGUUUCCCCUGCAGUGCUGUGCCUCUCAGUACCAGGACUACAGCCUACCAUCAACUCCCAAGGUGUCAGGCAUGGCAAGCCGACUGCUUGGGCCCUCAUUUGAGCCCUACCUUCUGCCCGAACUGACCAGAUAUGACUGUGAGGUGAACGUUCCCGUGCCAGGAAGCUCCACACUCCUGCAAGGAGGGGACCUCCUCAGAGCCCUGGACCAGGCCACCUGAGCCAGGGCUUCUCCCAGGCACACCACUGCCGAUGCCGUCCCACCAGCUUCACCCUGCGUCUGUGUUUGCAACUAGGUAUUUCUAACACCAGCACACUUUUUACAAGAUGUACUUACCUGGUCAGUUUGCCCAGGUCACCAAGCAGUGGCCUUUUUCUGAGAUGCUCACUUUAUUACCCUUAUUUUUAAAAUACGCAGUUGUUUUACUUGCUACGUUUUGCUGUCAAUUAAAAUGUUCUUAAAUUUUAUAAGAUUUUUUUCCUCCCUGCCUUCAAUUGCUUCUAAUUUAUAUUACCCAGAGGUUUCUCUGUCACACACAGUGUCCGUACUAACAAGUCUGCUGUCCUGUAGGGAAAGCUUUGGCCUCAUUUAACUCAAAAGAUUUGUUGUUGUUGUUGUUGUUAUUGUUGUUGUUGUUGCCAAAGAGAAAAAGGAUUUUGCUUUCCAAGCUUGUUUUGUGGCUUCUCCCUCUCAAAGCCCUUCUUUUCUUUUUUUAAAAUUAAUCACCAUAUUGUAAAUUUCAGUUUUUUUUUUUUUUUUUUGAAGUCGACUCUUUGCUCUAAUUUUGAUAUGACUUACAUGGGGAAACAAAGAGCAACGCGAAGGGCGAAUGCCAACGUCUGUGGUUGCCUGUGGAAGUUGCACAGUGUGGCUUCUCCUAAACGGUUUGGUGUUUCCCCCCAUCCCCAAUCUGGUGGAUUUUUUUUAUUAUUAUUCAAAAGCAUAACUGAGUUUUUUAAAGGAAAAUUUAUAUCUGGGUUAAGUGUUUAUCGUAUAUAUGGGUACUUUGUAAUAUCUAAAAACUUAGAAACGGAAAUAGAAUCCUGCUCACAAAAUCACUUUAAGAUCUGUUUUUAAAGCUGUUAACGUUACUUUUCUCGGCGAUGCUGUCCCUGCAGAAUUGUACAGUACUCCCACGGGCCUGUACUAACACUGCUAGAGAUGUCUUUCUUGGCUUUUUGCUUUUGUGAUCUGCCAUAGGUGUGACAAACCAUCCAAGACAUGGAAUCGUUAAGUGGGAGCAUGCGAGCUGUCUUCUCCUCAUGUUCUCUGUGUAUUAUGUAUGUAUGUAUGUAUUAUUAUUGCUGCCAGAGGGUCUGAGGGCACGUCAGGGGCGGGGGCGGGGAGAAUGCUAAGGGAGAGGAAGUGCUUUAACUUUUCUUGAAGUUAUGUUGCUAGCCCUUCAAGUGCACUGAGCUAUGUGACUCUAACGGUCUCUCACACGGCACAUUAGAGUAUUUCCAGAACUACCAUGAAAUGGUUUCAAUGAAAUUCAUGGAAACAAGUGAAGAUUCAAAAAUUCUUUAGUGAACCAGUCCACAUCCUCCUAGCUCAUGACCUUGGAGCUGGACUGGGAGAGGGUGCCAAACAGGGUUGGGGGUGGGUGGAGGGCAGCUGGUCCUCACCAGCCCCAGCCUUGCGCCCCUCGCUCAGCCUGCAGGCAGCCUUGCAAGGCAAAGGUGCAGUGCCCCCUGCUGGUGAGCAGCGGGGAGGGGGGGGGACCUCCAGGGGUGGCCCCUAGCCUCAGGCUCUUGCUGAGGCCUCUGUCACAUGCAGUGACAUAUACAGGUAGGAAGCACUGAAAAUAGUGUUCCCAGAGCACUUUGUAACUCACUGGGGAAGAGGAACGACACCUUUUGGUUUUUAAAUACCAAUCAACAUGGAACUUUUCUGUCAUGGGUACAAUAAAAAGUUUCUAAACACACAGAACACUGAGUACAUCCGGCCAAGAAUUUGGUAAGCCCAGAGGGACUUAUUGCCAAAAUCAAAUGUUAGCUUUCAAAAGAAAUCUAAGUUAUAUGAGAAAAAUCACCCGCUCGCUGUGUUGCCUAAAUCACACUUGAGCGGCACAGUGUCAUCUGACACACGGCGGCAGAACUUGAAGGGUUACUGACAUGUAAAUGCUGGUGUUUGAUUUCCUGUGUAUGUUGCCUCAGCAUUAAGGGCAUUUUACCCUUGCAGUUUACUAAAACACUCUGAAAAAUAUUCCAAGCUUCAUAUUAACCUUACUUGUCAACAUAACAAUUUUCAUGAACAUUAUUAUAUUUGAAUUCCUACUGACAACAUUAUAACUGUAUGGGAGCUUAACUUUAUAAGGAAAUGUAUUUUGACACUGAUAUCUUAUUAAAGUAUUCUGAUCCUA